CGAAAGUUUUAGUCUGACGAAACAAUUGAAGAGUGGGUACACCAGAGGAAUUAUAAACAUCUCAGAACUUGAGUAUGAAUAAUGAAUUAUGAUGGAAAUAGUAGAUAUGAAUGAAUGAAUAGCAAAUAGGAGAUGAAGUGGUGAUUCAGAUUAUCUGAUUUUGAUGUUCUUGAUGGUGAUAAAAGCCGUGAAUUUUGCGAGCACAUAACAAUUUGUUGCUAUCGAAUAUAACAACAUUGCUACAUUGAUAUUAUCGAUAAUAUAUAAAACAUGUCUGCUAAGGCCAUAAGAGAGGCCACCGGCAAAAAUAUCAUCAACAAACAUCUUCCUGGAACCACAGCUGCUGCACAAUGUAGAUUUGCUUCUGUAGACUCUGAAACGAAAUUUGCAGAAUUGGUAGCUAAUAAUCCUUGGCUGAAAACCGAGAAACUCGUUGUUAAGCCAGAUCAGCUCAUCAAAAGGAGAGGAAAACUGGGACUGAUUGCCGUCAACAAAGAUCUAGAGUUUGUGCAAAAAUGGAUAGCAGAACGUAUGAACAAAGACCAGAAAGUGGGCACAGCCACAGGCAAGCUUCGCAACUUCAUAAUCGAGCCUUUCGUACCACACAAAGACGCUGAAGAAACCUACGUUUGCAUAUAUUCGCACCGACAUGCCGAUACCAUCUUGUUCUAUCAUCAGGGAGGUGUGGAUGUUGGGGACGUAGACAGCAAAGCUGUCAAAUUAGACGUUCCUGUUGGAGAAACUAUAGAUGAAGCUACUAUCACUAAGGUAUUACUUGGAGAAGUAGCAGCAGAAAAAAAGGAAAUGAUCGCCAAGUUCAUCCACAACUUGUACAAAUUGUACGAAAAUCUAUAUUUCACAUAUUUGGAGAUCAAUCCUCUCGUUGUUACCGACAAGGAGAUUUACAUAUUGGACUUGGCGGCCAAAUUAGACGCUACUGCUGAUUUCAUUUGUAGGCCGCAAUGGGGUGAAAUUGAUUAUCCGCCACCGUUCGGAAGAGAUGCUUUCCCAGAGGAGGCUUACAUUGCCGACCUGGAUUCCAAAUCUGGGGCAAGUCUGAAACUCACUAUUCUCAACAAAUCCGGUAGGAUUUGGACUAUGGUUGCAGGUGGUGGAGCCUCAGUAAUCUACAGUGACACAAUCUGCGACUUGGGAGGAGCAAGCGAACUGGCCAAUUAUGGAGAAUAUUCAGGUGCACCGACCGAACAACAAACCUACGAAUACGCCAAGACGAUCCUGUCGCUGAUGACGCAAGAGAAGCACCCCCGCGGCAAAGUGCUGAUCACCGGCGGCGGCAUCGCGAACUUCACGAACGUCGCCGCCACCUUCAGGGGCAUCAUCACGGCGCUGGUCGAGUACAGGGAGCGGCUGAUCGAGCACAAGAUAUCGAUCUUCGUGCGCAGGGCCGGGCCCAACUACCAGGAGGGUCUGCGGCGGAUGAGAGAAGUGGGGCAGACCUUGGGAAUCCCUCUGUACGUGUUCGGACCGGAAACUCACAUGACCGCCAUUUGCGGUAUGGCAUUAGGAACCCGCCCGAUACCAUCUGAAAACAAUGUCGAAACUGCUACGGCAAAUUUCGCACUGCCAUCCGGAGAGAAACAACCGAACAGGCAUAGGUUGACGCCGCAAGAGAAAGAGGCUGCGAAAUCUCUCGCAACCGCCAGGAAUGCAAUGGAGACUGUACCAAACCUCGCACAAUUACCAUCACCCUCAACACCACAGGGAGACGCCAAAACCUCCCCGAUGUUCACCAAAACCACCAAAGCCAUCAUCUGGGGCAUGCAGAACCGAGCCAUACAGAGCAUGCUCGAUUUCGAUUUCGUGUGCGCUAGGAACGAGCCGAGCGUUGUAGCCAUCAUCUACCCUUUCACGGGAGAUCACAAGCAGAAAUUCUACUGGGGCCACAAGGAGAUCCUCAUUCCCGUCUACAAGCAGAUGAAGGACGCAAUGGCGAAGCAUCCCGACGCUGAUGUGCUGGUGAACUUCGCUUCGCUGCGGUCCGCUUAUUCGAGCACCGUCGAGACCAUGGAUUAUCCCCAGAUCAGGACGAUUGCUAUCAUAGCUGAAGGCAUCCCCGAAAACUACACGAGGAAACUGAUCAAAGUAGCAGACGAGAAGCGUGUUUCGAUAAUCGGCCCCGCGACCGUGGGCGGUGUAAAGCCGGGCUGCUUCAAGAUCGGCAACACGGGCGGCAUGAUGGACAACAUCCUGCACUCGAAGCUUUACAGGCCGGGCAGCGUGGCGUACGUUUCGAGGUCGGGCGGCAUGUCGAACGAGUUGAACAACAUCGUGUCGAAGGCGACCGACGGGGUGUACGAGGGUGUGGCUAUAGGCGGGGACCGGUAUCCGGGAACGACGUUCAUGGACCACAUCAUGAGGUACCAAGCAGAUGCAAAUGUCAAAAUGAUAGUACUUCUUGGUGAAGUUGGAGGUACCGAAGAAUAUGACGUAUGUGCAGCCCUCAAAAGUAAACAGAUUACAAAACCUAUGGUAGCCUGGUGCAUAGGUACGUGUGCAUCAAUGUUCACAGCAGAAGUCCAAUUUGGCCAUGCUGGAUCAUGUGCCCAAUCCACCGUAGAGACAGCAACUGCCAAAAAUGCAGCUUUAAAAGCUGCUGGAGCCUAUGUACCUGAUUCCUUCGAUUACCUAGGAGAUAUCAUCCAGAGUCUGUAUGAACAACUCGUGAAGCAAGGAACGAUAGUACCUGCUCCCGAAGUACCGCCGCCGACUGUGCCCAUGGAUUACAACUGGGCUCGUGAAUUGGGUCUCAUCCGUAAACCUGCCAGUUUCAUGACUUCCAUAUGCGAUGAACGAGGGCAAGAAUUGAUUUACGCAGGCAUGCCCAUCUCCGACGUCUUGCAAAAGAACGUCGGCAUCGGCGGCGUCAUCUCGCUGCUGUGGUUCCAGCGCUGUCUGCCGCCCUACGUGUGCAAGUUCUUCGAGAUGUGCCUGAUGGUGACCGCCGAUCACGGCCCCGCCGUUUCGGGGGCGCACAACACGAUCGUGUGCGCACGCGCUGGCAAGGAUCUGGUGUCGAGUCUGGUGUCGGGACUGCUGACGAUCGGGGACAGAUUUGGGGGGGCCUUGGACGGGGCGGCGAAGAUGUUCAGCGAGGCCUACGACAAAGGUAUGCACCCAGCCGAAUUCGUGAACGCGAUGCGAAACAAAGGCCAACUCAUAAUGGGCAUCGGCCACCGGGUGAAGUCCAUCAACAACCCGGACCAGCGCGUGAAGAUCGUCAAGGAGUUCGUCAUGGCCAACUUCCCGGCGACUCCUCUGCUCCUCUACGCGCUCGAAGUCGAAAAGAUCACCACCAGCAAGAAACCUAACCUCAUUCUCAACGUGGACGGCGUGAUAGCGUGCGCGUUCGUCGACAUGCUGAGGAAUUGCGGCAGUUUCACCAGCGAAGAGUCGCAGGAGUACAUCAACAUCGGCGCGAUCAACUCGCUCUUCGUCCUGGGCAGGUCGAUAGGGUUCAUCGGCCACUACAUGGACCAGAAGAGGCUCAAGCAGGGCUUGUACAGGCAUCCGUGGGACGACAUUUCCUACGUGCUGCCUGAGCAGUACAACAACGAUAAUUAGAUGCAUUUAUUCGACUAGGUUCGCGGCGAACUACUAGGCCAAAACUACACUGAAUCGACUAUGAGGGAUCUCGUGCAGGGUGUUUCAAUGGGGAACAGAAAAACGUUCGUCUUUGUAGCCGACAUAGAGGUUUUGACGUUGCUAAUUUCCAAGGAACUGCCCAGCAUUAUUCUUUCAAUAUUUGGUACACAUGUUCUUCCACUAUACAAGGUGUUUUUGAAAUAAGUGCACAUAUUCAGUACAUUAAUAUGAUACAGUCUAGGGAAUAUUCCCAUGAUAUCAGAUUUUUUCUAAUUCUUCUAAUUUACGAGAAAUUUCAUCAG
This is a messenger RNA of Phaedon cochleariae (mustard beetle), 3905 nucleotides long. Lineage: Eukaryota; Metazoa; Arthropoda; Insecta; Coleoptera; Chrysomelidae. The record is from the annotation of a GenBank genome assembly.